This is a messenger RNA of Arabis nemorensis, 771 nucleotides long. The record is from the annotation of a GenBank genome assembly. Lineage: Eukaryota; Viridiplantae; Streptophyta; Magnoliopsida; Brassicales; Brassicaceae.
AUGGCGUUGAGCUCAGCUACUCUUAAACCGACCUCCCUAUCGUUCUCAACGAAGAAGAAGACGAAUCGAAACCCUAAAAAUCCAUCUCUUUCCUUCGCCAUAACUUGCUCAUCAUCAUCCUUUGACGAACCACCUAAACCUUCUCUCGCCUCUUCUUCUACUACUCCACCUAUUCGCGUCUCCUCGAGUUCUUCCCCUAAAGCUCGAUUCGUCGCUCGUCAGAAACAAUCCGUGUCCGUUCGCCAGCUCCAACGACCUCUAAUCGAGUAUAUGAGCUUACCUGCAAGUCAGUACUCAGUGCUUGAUGCAGAGAGGAUUGAGAGAGUUGAUGAUAACACGUUUCGAUGCUAUGUGUAUACGUUUAAGUUCUUCAACUUUGAAGUCUGUCCUGUUUUGCUUGUGAGAGUUGAAGAACAGCCUAAUGGUUGCUGCAUCAAGCUCUUGUCCUGCAAGCUUGAAGGAUCUCCUGUUGUGGUUGCUCAAAAUGACAAAUUUGAUGCUUCUAUGGUGAACCGGGUAUCAUGUGACAGCAUUCGGGAGGGGUCAUCAGAGCAACAAAUUACUUCAGAUGCAGUCAUUGAGGUCAAUAUCGAGAUACCUUUUGCGUUUAGAGUUUUCCCAGUGGGAGCAAUAGAGGCGACAGGGACACAAGUUCUUGAUCAAAUUCUUAAACUCAUGCUACCACGAUUUUUGUCUCAGCUCUCAAAAGACUAUCAAGCAUGGGCUUCUGGAGACACUUCAAGGCAACCUCUUGGAACUGGCGAGAUCUGA